Pyrus x bretschneideri (Chinese white pear) is the source of this 2325-nucleotide messenger RNA. RefSeq names its product polyvinylalcohol dehydrogenase-like. The transcript has 5 exons. Lineage: Eukaryota; Viridiplantae; Streptophyta; Magnoliopsida; Rosales; Rosaceae. The record is from RefSeq and is a predicted model, not a curated record. Bases 584 to 2215 code for a protein of 543 amino acids.
UCUCUCAUCCCACAACUUAUAGUAUAUGCGCGAAGUGCAUGCAAAAUUGGAUCCAAACAAAUUUAUAUUUGAUAAAUUAACUCAAUAAGGAGCUACAUGAUAUGAUAUGUAGGAAGUCAGACCUGGUGGCGUCCGCGGAUGAGGAACAGGGGGAGCAGCCGCUGACAAGAGUAGGGUCUACGCCAACAUUGCAAACUCUGAUUUUAAAAACUUCACUCUAAAGCCAACCAACACCGUAACAACCGGUGGGUUUACUGGUGGUGGAUGGGUGGCAAUGGCUCCUGGCGGUGGCAAAAUUCUAUGGUCAACUGCCUAUCCCAGCAAUGCAACCUCUCCUGGACCAGUGAGUGUGGCUAAUGGUGUUUUAUUUGCUGGAUCCACAAAUCCGCGAGGCUCCAAUGCUGAUCAUUUUUAUAAAAUUCAUGGGCACACAUUUGGGAACACAGCAAAGUAGAACUUGCCAAUGCACUUGCAGACAUGGGAUGGACAUCCAAUCUGGCCAAAGAGUUGAUUGACCGUACAAAUAGUAAAAAGGCAAAGCUUCUCUGCAUUUUGUGUGAGAGUACUUCAAGCUUUCACUUCCAUGGCGCCUGCAGAACUCUCCAACGGUCCUCUUCUCCUUUCUCUGUGUAUGUUUUGUCUAGUCAUAACACCAAGUGCAGGUUUUAACAUUUGGGGUUCUGCAGAGAAAAAAAAGGAUGCCCAAGAUUGGCUAAACCACGGCGGAGACUUGUACAACCGAAGAUAUGCCAACAGGGAGAAGAAGAUAAGCCCUGCGACAGUUUCCAAUCUCAGUUUGAAGUGGAAAUUCUAUGCAGGUGGUGACAUAACUGUAACACCAGCCAUUUUCGACGGCACACUCUACUUCGCCAGCUGGAAUGGAUACCUCUACGCUGUUAAGGCCUCCGACGGAUCCCUUGUUUGGAAGAAGAAUGUGCAGAAGCUGACUAGCUUUAACAACACCGGUUUCAUACUCAAUGUCAACUCUACAGUAACAAGAUCGACCCCAACUGUCGCCGGCGAUCUGCUCAUUUGUGGAAUCUAUGGACCUGCUUUUGUUAUUGCAGUCAAAAGGUCGAACGGGAAGCUUGUCUGGUCUACCAGGCUUGACAACCACACCAGAGCUUUCAUCACCAUGUCUGGAACCUAUUACAAACGUGGUUACUAUGUUGGAACAUCGUCACUAGAAGAAGGACUCACCAUCGAACAAUGCUGUACGUUUCGUGGGAGCGUAUCGAAAUUAGACGUCCGAACGGGCAAAAUCCUGUGGCAGACCUUCAUGUUGCCUGACAAUUUCGGCAAGUUUAAUGAGUAUGCAGGAGCAGCAAUAUGGGGAAGCAGCCCUUCCAUUGAUGUCCCUCGGAACCUUGUCUUCGUUGCCACAUCGAACCUGUACUCAGCUCCUCCGCGGAUAAUUGAAUGCCAGGAGAAGGAAAACAAUCAGACAGUACCUUCUCAUCCAGAGGCCUGCAUUGAGCCCGAAAACCACUCCGAAUCCAUGGUAGCUCUUGAUUUGGACACUGGGAAAAUCAAAUGGUAUAAGCAGCUAGGAGGCUAUGAUAUAUGGUUUGGAGCCUGCCAUAGACAUUUGGAUCCACGGUGCCCACCUGGUCCUAGUCCGGAUGCAGAUUUUGGUGAAGCACCAAUGAUGUUAACUACUUAUAUCAAUGGGGCUAGGAGGGACCUUGUUGUUGCUGUUCAGAAAAGCGGGUUUGCGUGGGCUUUGGAUCGCGAUACUGGCAGCAUAGUAUGGUCUACGGAAGCUGGACCAGGAGGACUAGGAGGAGGAGCAAUGUGGGGUGCGGCCACGGACGAAAAGAGGGUCUACACUAACAUAGCCAACAGCCAGCACAAGAACUUCACUCUCAAACCAUCCCAGAACACUACAAUUGCUGGUGGAUGGGUGGCAAUGGAGGCCCGCAGCGGCAAUAUCCUAUGGUCCACGGCGAAUGCUAAUGAUGCUACUGCCCCAGCCGCUGUCACUGUGGCUAAUGGCGUUGUUUUUGGAGGGUCUACUCAUCGACUAGGACCGAUAUACGCGAUGAAUGCUAAGACCGGGAAAAUCUUGUGGACAUAUGAUACCGGAGCUACUGUAUAUGGCGGCAUUUCGGUGAGCGACGGAUGCAUUUACCUUGGAAAUGGAUACAAGGUCUUCAAUGGAUUCGUUAACCCGAAUUAUACCGCUGGAACUUCGCUCUUUGCCUUUUGUGUUUAGUAGCUACCAGUUUCCCACACUACGUAAUAUGAAUCUUUGCCCUUAGAUGAAAUUUUGUAAUAACACAAGAUGCGAAGCAUGCAUUAGAAAUAAAAGCAUUAGCCACUCAA